This is a messenger RNA of Xiphophorus couchianus (Monterrey platyfish), 875 nucleotides long. Its product is annotated as dual specificity protein phosphatase 13-like. Bases 244 to 855 code for a protein of 203 amino acids. The record is from RefSeq and is a predicted model, not a curated record. Lineage: Eukaryota; Metazoa; Chordata; Actinopteri; Cyprinodontiformes; Poeciliidae. Gene Ontology annotation, cellular component: cytoplasm. Gene Ontology annotation, molecular function: protein tyrosine/serine/threonine phosphatase activity; MAP kinase phosphatase activity. The transcript is spliced from 3 exons. Gene Ontology annotation, biological process: negative regulation of MAPK cascade; protein dephosphorylation.
AUAAGUAAAACAAAAAGAAGAAACAACAUUAUGACGUUGUUUGGCUGAUUUACAAGAACUAUAAAGUGGCUUUUAAAGACCGACAUGCUUGCAAACAUGUCUCCAAAUGACAGAGUGUUUUUACCAGCCUGUGCUAAAGUGCACCACCUGUUUGUGGCAGUCCCCUCCACUGGUAGAGUGCAGGGGAAGGUCAUUUCCUCUUCAGGAAAACUACAGAGUGGUGUAAGCACUUAAAACACAGAAAUGUCAGGUGUUGUAAUGGGGGAGAAAUGUGUUACAGAGGACUCAAAGCAGACAGAUACAAAGGAGAAGGAAGAACACAUGUGCAGCACAGGUGAGACUCCAACUCUUCAGGAGCUUGAGGAGAUUUUACAUUCAGCUCCUCGCUCUUGUCACCAUGUAGAUGAGGUGUGGCCAAGUCUUUUUCUGGGAGACAUGUUUAUGUCUCAUGAUAAGUUUGGACUCUGGCAGAUGGGAAUUACUCAUGUGCUGAACGCUUCCCACGGGAAACUCUGCUGCAAAGGCACUGAUGAUUUCUAUGGAACCACAGUGAAGUAUUACGGCGUGCCCGCCAACGACCUGCCAACGUUUGACCUCUCACCUUUUUUCCACCCUGCUGCAGAGUUUAUUCACCUGGCUUUAUCAUCAGGAGGGAACAUUUUUGUCCACUGUGCUGUGGGAGUGAGCCGCUCGGCUACGCUGGUUUUGGCCUACCUGAUGAUCCAUCAUGGCUUCAGUCUUCGCUCUUCAAUUCGCUGUGUGCAACAGAAGCGUUGGAUUUUCCCUAAUAGGGGAUUUCUACGACAGCUUGUAGACCUUGAGCAAACACUGAUGUCAAAAGACAAAAUGAGCUGAAAUGAACAUUUCAUUUAUCA